UAUUACCUUGUUUACCUCUAGUUCUAUAGUUAAUAAUGCUGGUAGUAUUACCUUGUUUACCUCUAGUUCUAUAGUUAAUAAUGCUGGUAGUAUUACCUUGUUUACCUCUAGUUCUAUAGUUAAUAAUGCUGGUGGUAUUACCUUGUUUACCUUUAGUUCUACAGUUAAUAAUGUCGGUUUUCUCAUCUUUUCCAGAUGUCUCCAAGUAAUCAACUGAUCUCGCCAAGACUACACACUCUAACCCUACCAGGAACUGAAGUUGUUGACACUGAUGACAGAAAUUGUUCUGGUGCUACACCUAGGUAUGCUCAAUCACGAAGCCAUGUCAAGCGAUAUGUUCUUCCUAGUGGCAAUACUGAAGAUAGCCAAGAGUGGAGAGGUCAGCCUGCAAUUAGACAGAGAAGGUCUGGGCUUCUAACAGUCAUAGAGAAACAACCAGUGACGCGGCGAGCAAGUGAUGGAUGUCCAGCAGUCAGUCCUCAUCGCUUGGAGCGACUUCAUAAUCAGUGUGGGGUUAGCAGCCAGUCGUCAUGUGAAGGUUUUCCCACAGUGAAAGCAUUACAACAGGAAUAUCAACAGCUACAGAGAAACACUGGACCAACAGAUAGCCAGUUACAAGCCGAGAUGCAAAGACGACAUUCGCUUCACAUCCAACAGAUGUCCUACCUCCACCCUCAUUUAGCCACCACUUCUACUUCUUCACCUCCUUCGAUCGCAGGUUCCCCCAUUCACCAGACGUCGUGUAGUGGCUCAAAUUCUCAAGCUUCUCUCUCGCAGCAUCUGCAACGACUUCAUCUUCAGCGUCGAGGCAGCCCUGUAGGAUUUGGAGGUCCUCAUUGUGCUAGCCCAUCACCCCCACCAUCUGUAGGAAACAGUGUGGAAACGGGUACAGAAAGGAUGUCUCCACCGUACUCUAGGAUUUGUGGUGUCUCGUCACCUCAGCAACAUACCGCGUCUCCUACCGGUCCUUAUCCCGACUCUCCUACUCACUUCUCGGCUAUCUACCCUCGCCUCCAAACUCUAGUUGGUCAGAAUCCCCGAAAUAAUUCUCCUCCUACUUUUCAGAAUCUAGGCAUGAUCCAGGAGGACUCCACAGAGCACACUCAUUCAGCAUUAUUGAGCUUAAACUCUUCAAAUGUGGAACCAUUUCAGACUAGUUCAACUCUUCCUGUCUACACUCAGAUAUUUCCCAAAAUAAGUAUUACAGAUGAAACGGGAGAAGUUCACCUUUCUCCUACAAGUUCUGAUACUUUUAAUAUUGCCAAAGCCCACUUACUGUCGGUUAAACAAACCAGGUCUCUCCCAACGACUCCACCACUUACUAAGUUUCAGGAAAAAGGCAGUAAUAUCAUGGAUUGUUGUAGUGCUGUUGCACUGGGAGAAUUCCAGUCAUCCUUUUCUGAGACUGAACUGAAUUCUGGGAACUGGCUAUUUGAAGCUGCAAGAAGCCAGGCUGAACAAGUAGAUUGUAAUUCCUCGAAAUCUUUACCGAGGUGGUCAACAAUUCAAACCACCAGAGAAUCUUUUAUCAGUACUGGACAUCUAAGAGAGAGUUUUCCACCUGCUGACUACAGUGCAUCAAAACUUCACCCUGGCAGUGACAACUCGGCACAGAGUAGCAUGGCUGCUCUUUCUUCUAGUCUCACAACUGGUUUUUCACCUUGUGACGUUGGUGCUUCGGAGCUUCAGAAAACUGCAAGUGGUAACAUCUGUGUGACAAUUGGGUCCAUCGAUGAUACUGUGUGCUGUACAGAACUUCUGGAACAAGUCCAGCAGAAACUAGGCUCAAAGGGUUUAUCUCUAGUAUUCCAACCCUCCGAAAGAGGUUUUGCAUUAGAACAUCCAGAUGGAGUACAAAUAGAACUUGAAAUUUAUAAUGGGUCAGGGCCGUCGGAGAGAGGACUGAAAAUGCGACGGAUAUCGGGAGACAGUUUGCAAUAUAAUCAAAUUUGUAACGAAUUCAUCGCAUGUAUGAACAUGUGAUGUCCUUAAUGUUUACCAGUUUGCCUUAAUUGAACUGCAUAUACUUACUCUUGGUGAUAACUACUAUGGCUCCUCAAAGUUAUUUCAGCUAGUCAGAUGAUCUUUUUUUUUUUGCGUGUUUUGGCCAAAAACUAUAAACUUUAUUAAAACUAAGUGCGAGUGUACAUGUUGUUCACACCCGCGACUUGAAUCAAACGAUAUUUUGAUUAAGAGCCGAGUUAUAGGUGAUGACAUUUGCUCAAGAUAUGUAGUUUAAUGUAUACAUAAGGAUUAUGUAAAGAUCUCCUUUCUAAAGCUUACAUUUAGAAUCUCCUGUAGGAGUUUGGUGAGUACUGUGGCUGUGCCUGCAUUUAAGUUGAUGGUAAGCUUAAUGUUUAAACACUGCUCAGGAAGCUGACCCAUGCCUCUAACUCUUCAUCCAGACACUUCAAUGAAUUGGACGAGCUAAUCCACUUGUAAUGGUAAUAUCAGUAUUUAGAAACAACUAGUUAACUGCUAAGUGAGGGCGAGUACGUUAACAAAAGUUUAAAACGAAUGUUUUAUUUCUAAGAUUCAAUAGAGUUGUCUUCUCUGUCUCUUUCCGUUCCAGCCAAUUAUAUUUAUUUAUCACGAUGAUGAAGAUCGAGGAUGUCGAAAGUUCUUUGGCUCCAAGUAGAGAUAACCUGUAAACUGAAUAGGUGAGUUUGUAAUGGUACAAUGUAACAAGCAUUUACAGUCAUACGUGACAAUAAUAUGAUUCAGUAUGCUAAAAUUGAAUGGGUCAAGUCACGGCCAGACAUUACAUUUCUGUUAUUUUAGUGCUCUUCAAAUAAGCUACACAAGUUCCAUAUAUAUUUAAGUUGAAUAUAUUUAUAUUUGUGUAUAUGAAAUGUUUCGUUCUUUAUACUGUUUUGUAAAAAUUAUUUUUUACUAAUACGUACAGGUAAUUUUUUACAGUUCUUGGUGGUACAGUUUCCCGAACACUCCUUACUGUGGUACGUUACAAUGAAAAGAAUAAAUUAGCGUCUAGUCCGAAAUCUUGAUCUUUUCUACGUUAACCCGACUAUAAGUAGAAGUAUCAAGGUGCUUCUGCUGUUCUUGGUAAUUACUUAAUUGACAUCUGAAGGAUUACUUGUUUCUUUAUGUAUAUCCAGCAGGUCGAGAUGAGUGCUUGUUUCUAAGAAACUGCUAUAGAAGUUAAAACUCUUAUUAUUCAAGAUAAUACGGAACAAUAAAUUAAUAUAUAGUUGAUCGUA
Molecule: messenger RNA, 3218 nt
Organism: Limulus polyphemus (Atlantic horseshoe crab)
Lineage: Eukaryota; Metazoa; Arthropoda; Merostomata; Xiphosura; Limulidae
Exons: 4
Coding region: 196-1983 (595 amino acids)
Source: RefSeq, a predicted model, not a curated record